Stegodyphus dumicola is the source of this 1627-nucleotide messenger RNA. Its product is annotated as putative cytosolic iron-sulfur protein assembly protein CIAO1 homolog. The record is from RefSeq and is a predicted model, not a curated record. Gene Ontology annotation, molecular function: protein binding. NCBI's taxonomy places the organism in Eukaryota, Metazoa, Arthropoda, Arachnida, Araneae, Eresidae. Gene Ontology annotation, biological process: iron-sulfur cluster assembly. Gene Ontology annotation, cellular component: cytosolic [4Fe-4S] assembly targeting complex.
GGGGUAGGGUUUGGAAAUACGCAUCACGACGUCCCUGCGAGAAGAAAAACCUUGCCUGCAAACGCUGCUCGGACUAAAUGCCCGGAUAGAUUUUCAACAGGUUCAAAGCAGAAACGGAAGCGCUGACUCAUCUCCCCAACGUUUCGGUUUCUACUCCGUCGAAGUGAGCGUUUACACUGUCAAAGUAAUCGUAAUGAAAUCUAAUUCAUUUCUGAAACUCUCUGUUCUUCGUAGUAAUAGUAAGGGAUUUUAGUCGUUUAAUUUUCAAAACUUUUCAUUUCGCAACAGCAAGGCUACGCCUAAACGUUUCAACUGUGUUGCAACGUGAUCUUGUUUACCUUUUCUUCGGCGAGAAUCAAACGUAAUAGUGUUGUGAAACUACAAAUAAAAAAAAAUGAGUAUUAAAGAAGUUGCUAAACUUACGGGUCAUAAGGACAGGGUAUGGUGUGUUGCAUGGAAUCCAGCAGGAACAUUAUUAGCAAGUUGUAGUGGCGAUAAAACCAUUCGAAUAUGGGGUAAAGCUGAUGAAACCUGGAAGUCACUAGCUGUACUUACCGAAGCUCACCAUCGAUCUAUUAGAAGUGUUGCAUGGUCACCCUGCGGAACAUUUUUAGCUUCAACCAGCUUUGAUGCUACAACAUGCAUAUGGGACAGAAGAAGUGGGGAAUUCGAAUACGUAGCAACUCUCGAAGGUCAUGAAAAUGAAGUGAAAAGUGUUGCUUGGUCAAGUUCUGGACAAUAUCUUGCCACUUGCAGUCGUGACAAAUCAGUAUGGGUUUGGGAGGUUGGCGAAGAUUGUGAUUAUGAAUGUGCAAGUGUUCUUAAUAGUCAUUCGCAAGAUGUCAAGCGUGUUCUUUGGCAUCCUGCGAAAGAUAUUCUUGUUUCAACUAGUUAUGAUGACACUAUUAAGUUUUAUAAAGAAGACAGCGAUGAUUGGUCAGUAUUCUGCACUUUAACAGGCCAUACUUCUACAGUGUGGUCGGCCGAUUUUAAUAAUGGUGGCAAUAUGUUGGCAUCUUGCAGUGCUGACACAACAGUUAAAAUUUGGCGAGAGUAUCUUCCUGGUAACCCAGAAGGAGUUCCUACUACUAAUCAUGACCCUAUGUGGAAAUGCGUGUGUACACUAUCUGGAUAUCAUGAGCGACCAGUAUAUGAUAUUUCAUGGUCCUCGUUGACUAAUCUUCUUGCUACGGCGUGUGGUGAUAAUUGUAUACGAAUUUUUCAUGAAGAAAGAGAUUCUGAUCCACAUGCCCCAACUAUAAAUCUUUAUGCUACUGCAAAAGAUGCAUAUGAUCAAGAUGUUAAUGCCGUUGAUUGGAAUCCUAAAAUUCCCGGUUUGUUAGCAUCAUGUAGUGAUGAUUAUGAUGUAAAAUUAUGGCAGGUUGAAAUACCAGCUACUUAGAUAUGUGAUAUUUAAUUUGUGAUAUAAUUGCCCCUUUUUUAUUUAUUUAAUUUUUUUUUUUAUGAAUAGAAUUAGUAAACUUUAGGAUAUAAUUUUUGAGGCAAAAUGUAGUCUGUAAAUGUUGUUUGUCAUUUUUAUUAGAAAAUAUUCUAAUAAUUUUGUAGACAUGAAAGGUAUCGCUGUUGUUAAAAAUUAAAGAUAGCUGCAAAAUCUUUCCUGAUUAAA